Molecule: messenger RNA, 1768 nt
Organism: Phlebotomus papatasi
Lineage: Eukaryota; Metazoa; Arthropoda; Insecta; Diptera; Psychodidae
Product: prolyl 3-hydroxylase sudestada1-like
Exons: 6
Coding region: 98-1738 (546 amino acids)
Biological process (GO): regulation of translational termination; peptidyl-proline hydroxylation; attachment of GPI anchor to protein
Cellular component (GO): GPI-anchor transamidase complex; cytoplasm
Molecular function (GO): peptidyl-proline dioxygenase activity; L-ascorbic acid binding; iron ion binding
Source: RefSeq, a predicted model, not a curated record
GGCAAAAUUUCUCUGAUUAGUCUUCGUUUCGCGACGAACAGCACAGCUGGAAAAAGGUAAAUAAAGUGCCGGAAAAUUGUGUUUUUCUCUGUGAAAAAUGGGUGAUGAUGGUCAGGGUGCGAGUAAAAAUGACAACAUGGAAACAGACAAAUAUCAAAUUUAUGCUUCGAUUGUAUUUAUCGUGGUGAUAAUCGGAAUUGGAGUUCCAAUGUGGUGGAAAACAACUGAGGUCUAUCGUGUUUCUCUGCCUUAUGAUGGCAUCACCAAAUUAAAUGAAACGCCGAUCAUCUCAACAUCCACCAUUUCAAUUUACACAAAAGAUCCAUCCAGAGCCAAACUUCUAGUCACAGAACUCAAUGAUCUCUUUGAAAAAACAUCCCUUUUGCGAGUGUCUUUCAUUGCUGUAACUCUGGCAGAGUCAGAGACCGUCAGUUUUAAAACUCCCGCAAGUCUCGAGAAGAGGAUCUUGCAGAGUUAUCCAGUGAAUGAUGGGGAUUUCCUCUUUGCUGAGUGGCCCAAUCUUAACCACGGGGAAUCAAUAGUCGUGACAACUGACAGGACAGCUUUCAUGAGUCCCGAAACGACUUCAAGCAAAAUUGCCCAAGUCCUAAAAAUGUGGAUUUUCCAGGAGUUUAAGAUCAGGAGUAUCCUCAGUAGUAGAAAUAAUUCACAGGCUCUGAGGCACAAAACUGCUGCUCCUCAGUCUCACUACGAUAUCCUCAUCACGGUUAUGAAUCCUCGACCGGAUUUGCAGAAUGUUAAGUGGAAUGUUCGAUAUGCUGCAGAUAACUUUAUUGCACCUUUUCUAGACGAAAUAAGUGUCUUGUCCAAUUUUACACUGAAGACGCAAUGGAAGUAUCAAGUGCCCUUUCAGUAUUCCGCCAAGCAAAUUGCAGAUAAAAGCCGUCUGAAGAGGCAUUUUGCCUUGGAUGAAGAUUCCCUUCCGCAUAUUGUGACAUCCGUGGAGAAGAAUAUUGGGCAUGAAAUCUCCAAUAAUCCUUGCUUCCAGCUUGUGGUCUAUGUGCCAUCGUGCAAUAAGGCUCCUGUGCACAUUUACAACAAACGAGGCGAGAGGGCAACGAAAAACAACAGUGAUGCCUUUAUAUCGCCAAAAUGGGGCGGGAUAGUUAUUGCAAAUCCUCCGGAAGGGAUUUGUGAGAAGUUCAUGGAGGAUCAGCAAAAAGUGGAUGUUCCUUUGAAUUCCAAUGAGAUUUCACUGACUCUGCUGUACAUUCUGCGGAAACUAAUGGAAAUUGAAAUUGAUAUUCCCAUCAGUGAAGUAACGAUGGCGGAAAUAAGUAGCAUAUCUCUCCGCAAAUGGGAAGUUGAUAUCUAUCUGAGAAAUAGUGCAAUUCAUCUCAUUCAGUCAACAAUCGUUACUCUGAGUUCUCUAACGAAAUUGCUCAAAGAUAUCAACUACAUCGUCAUCAAUGAUGAAGUUGGUCAAGCUGUUUUGGAUUCCUACAGGAAUGUUGUUCAGGCUUUGAGUGCUCUGGAGGCGAAUGAUUUGACUUUAGCUGUGAAUCUGGCCAAGAAAGCUCAUGCAGCAUCUGAAGCUGCAUUUUUUGAUCCCAGUCUUUUGGCUCUUCUCUACUUCCCGGAUGAACAAAAGUAUGCUAUCUACAUUCCACUUUUCUUGCCUGUUAUGAUCCCAGUUCUCAUGUCCAUGAAUGCCAUAAGAAAAUCCUGGAGCAAGAAAAAGGGUCAGGAGGAGGCUGAAAAACCAAAGACUGAGUGAAGGGAGUAAAUAAAUUGAUACAAAAAGCCA